This is a messenger RNA of Lepus europaeus (European hare), 2241 nucleotides long. Its product is annotated as zinc finger protein 260-like. The record is from RefSeq and is a predicted model, not a curated record. Gene Ontology annotation, biological process: negative regulation of transcription by RNA polymerase II. The transcript is spliced from 4 exons. Lineage: Eukaryota; Metazoa; Chordata; Mammalia; Lagomorpha; Leporidae. The coding region runs from base 1 to 2241 and encodes 746 amino acids. Gene Ontology annotation, molecular function: DNA-binding transcription repressor activity, RNA polymerase II-specific.
AUGCCACAACGUUGGCCUCCAGAGUUUUCUUUGAACUCCUGCCAUUCACCUUUUCUCUCAGGGCACUGUACUACCAAACCUGACUUGAUCUUCAAGUUGGAGCGAGGAGCAGAGCCAUGGAUGGUGGAAGAAUGCCUGAAUCAGAGCCUUUCAGGAUUGAAGCCUGAGGAAUGCAAUAAAUGUCACACUGUGUAUACCCCCAGUGGGCCUGAUCAACUACAGGUUGGAGAGAAAUUUGAUAACACUAAGAUACCUGGAAAUUCUCUCCAGUUCUGUGAGCCUCUUGCUCAGCAUGACAAUAUCCACAUCAUGAAACAGCCAUUUGGACCCACUGGACAAGCAAAAGUCUUCACAACAAAGGUGUUCUGUAAAUCUGAGAGGGUUCAUAUGGCAGAAAACUGUAAUAAAUCAACUGUCACUUUUGGAAAAUCAUAUCUUGCAAUAAAUGACAGACUAAAUACAAGGGUAAAACUCUACACAUGUAAACUUUGCGGAAAACCACUCAGUUUUAAUUCACCUUAUGAAUGUAAUGACUGUGAAAAAGCCUUUGGACAAAAGUCACACCUCAUAAACUAUCAGCGAAGUCACACAGAAGAGAAACUUUAUAAAUGCCUUCAUUGUGGAAAAGGCUUUCUGUGGAAGUCAGUCCUCAUAGUACACCAGAGAAUUCACACAGGGAAGAAACCUCAUAAAUGUAAUGACUGUGGAAAAGCCUUUGGAAGAAAGUCAGACCUCCUCAUACACCAGAGAAUUCACACAGGAGAGAAACCCCAUAAAUGUAAUGACUGUGGAAAAGCCUUUGGACGAAAGUCGAACCUUGUAAUGCACCAGAGAAUUCACACAGGGGAGAGACCCUUUGAAUGUAAUGACUGUGGAAAAGCCUUUGGACGAAAGUCACACCUCCUCAUACACCAGAGAAUUCACAUAGGAGAGAAACCUCAUAAAUGUAAUGACUGUGGAAAAGCCUUUGGACGAAAGUCGAACCUUGUAAUGCACCAGAGAAUUCACACAGGGGAGAGACCCUUUGAAUGUAAUGACUGUGGAAAAGCCUUUGGAAGAAAAUCAGACCUCCUCAUACACCAGAAAAUUCACACAGGGGAGAAGCUUCAUAAAUGCAAUGACUGUGGAAAAGCCUUUGGAAGAAAGUCAUGCCUCAUAGCACACCAGAGAAUUCACACAGGGGCGAGACCAUUUGAAUGUAAUGACUGUGGAAAAGCCUUUGGACAAAAGUCAAACCUUGUAAUGCACCAGAGAAUUCACACAGGAGAGAAACCUCAUAAAUGUAAUGACUGUGGAAAAGCCUUUGAACAAAAGCCAGACCUCAUGAAACAUCAGAAAAUUCACACAGGGCAGAAACCUCAUAAAUGUAAUGACUGUGGAAAAGCCUUUGGACAAAAGUCAUGCCUCAUAGUACACCAGAGAAGUCACACAGGGGAGAGACCCUUUGAAUGUAAUGACUGUGGAAAAGCCUUUGGACGAAAGUCAAACCUUGUAAUGCACCAGAGAAUUCACACAGGAGAGAAACCUCAUAAAUGUAAUGACUGUGGAAAAGCCUUUGGACAAAAGUCAUGCCUCAUAGUACACCAGAGAAGUCACACAGGGGAGAGACCCUUUGAAUGUAAUGACUGUGGAAAAGCCUUUGGACGAAAGUCAAACCUUGUAAUGCACCAGAGAAUUCACACAGGAGAGAAACCUCAUAAAUGUAAUGACUGUGGAAAAGCCUUUGGAAGAAAGUCAGACCUCAUGAAACAUCAGCAAAUUCACACAGGGGAGAAACCUCAUAAAUGUAAUGACUGUGGAAAAGCCUUUACACAAAAGUCACAUCUCAUCAUACACCAGAUAAUUCACACGGGGCAGAAACCUCAUAAAUGUGAUGACUGUGGAAAAGCCUUUGGACGAAAGUCAGAUCUCAUAAUGCACCAGAGAAUUCACACAGGGGAGAGACCCUUUGAAUGUAAUGACUGUGGAAAAGCCUUUGGACGAAAGUCAGAUCUCAUAAUGCACCAGAGAAUUCACACAGGGGAGAGACCCUUUGAAUGUAAUGACUGUGGAAAAGCCUUUGGACGAAAGUCAAACCUCCUCAUACAUCAGCGAAUUCACACAGGGGACAAACCUCAUAAAUGUAAUGACUGUGGAAAAGCCUUUGGAAGAAAGUCACACCUCCUCAUACAUCAGGGAAUUCACACAGGGGAGAAACCUCAUAAAUGUAAUGUCUGUGGAAAAGCCUUUGAACAAAUGUGA